This is a messenger RNA of Gadus macrocephalus (Pacific cod), 2868 nucleotides long. RefSeq names its product 6-phosphofructo-2-kinase/fructose-2,6-biphosphatase 3 (gene pfkfb3). NCBI's taxonomy places the organism in Eukaryota, Metazoa, Chordata, Actinopteri, Gadiformes, Gadidae. Gene Ontology annotation, biological process: fructose 2,6-bisphosphate metabolic process; fructose metabolic process. The coding region runs from base 274 to 1860 and encodes 528 amino acids. Gene Ontology annotation, molecular function: ATP binding; fructose-2,6-bisphosphate 2-phosphatase activity; 6-phosphofructo-2-kinase activity. Gene Ontology annotation, cellular component: cytosol. The transcript has 15 exons. The record is from RefSeq and is a predicted model, not a curated record.
GGGACAGGACCCGGGUAGAUUACCUUCACGGCUCAGCCCGGACGCUGUUGACAACACCGACAAGCCUGAACUCAAACGCAACCGUUAGUGUAUCUUUGAACAAACUAUUUCACAAUUUGAACCCGGUUCUUUUCAACCGGGCGGUCAUUAGGAAAAUCACACCGCCGCUUUUGAAAGAGGGCCGUCGCACCGGGAAGCGCCCCGUUACGCGUUCAUUACGCGUUCAUCCAUCGCCGGUCCGACCGACCGUUCCUCCUCCCCACCAUCGGAGGAAUGCCCAGAGAGCUGACCCAGAACAGGAUCCAGAAGAUCUGGAUUUCCUCCAAAGAUGACAAGUCUCCCUCGCGGAGGAGAGGGGCGGGGCCUCAUCUGGCCAACCCCCCCACGGUCAUCGUCAUGGUGGGCUUGCCUGCCCGAGGAAAGACCUACAUGUCCAAGAAACUCACCCGCUACCUGAACUGGAUCGGCCUGCCCACCAAAGUCUUCAACGUGGGCGAGUACCGCAGGGAAGCCGUGAACUACAGCUCCUAUGACUUCUUCAAGUCCGACAACGAGAAUGCUGUGAAAAUACGACAUCAGUGUGCCUUAGCAGCUCUCAGGGACGUCAAGUCGUACCUCACCGACGAGGGGGGAGAAGUGGCGGUCUUUGAUGCCACCAACACCACCCGCGACCGAAGGGACAUGAUCCUGGACUUUGGCGGCGUCAACGGCUUCAAGAUCUUCUUCAUAGAGUCGGUGUGUGACGACCCCAACGUCAUCGCUUCCAACAUCAUGGAAGUGAAGGUGUCCUGUCCGGACUACCAGGACUGCAACAAGAACGACGCCAUGUUGGACUUCCAGAAGAGGAUAGAGUGCUACAAGGCCGCCUACCAGCCACUGGACCCAGACCGCUACGACCGGGAGCUCUCCUUCAUCCAGGUGAUCGACGUGGGGCGGCGGUUCCUGGUGAACCGCGUGCGGGACCACAUCCAGUCCAAGAUUGUGUACUACCUGAUGAACAUCCACGUGCAGCCGCGCGCCAUCUACCUCUGCCGCCACGGCGAGAGCCUGGGCAACCUGCAGGGCCGGCUGGGCGGGGACACGGGGCUGUCGCCGCGCGGGAGGAAGUUUGCGACGGCGCUGGCCGGCUUCGUGGAGCAGCAGAAGCCCCGGAACCUGAAGGUGUGGAGCAGCCAGCUCUGCCGGAGCAUCCAGACGGCCGAGGACCUGGGGACGCCCUACGAGCAGUGGAAGGCCCUCAACGACAUUGACGCCGGUUUGUGUGAAGACCUGACGUACGACGAGAUGAAGGAGAGGUUUCCGGAAGAGUUCGCUCUGCGAGAUGAGGACAAGUACUAUUACCGCUACCCAUCUGGAGAGUCGUACCAGGACCUGGUUCAGCGCGUGGAGCCGGUGAUCAUGGAGAUGGAGCGACAGGAGAACGUUCUGGUCAUCUGCCACCAGGCCGUCAUGCGCUGCCUGCUGGCCUACUUCCUGGACAAGAGCGCCGAGGAGAUGCCCUACCUGAAGUGUCCGCUCCACACGGUGCUGAAGCUGACGCCGGUCGCCUACGGCUGCAAGGUGGAGUCCAUCUUCCUCAACGUGGAGGCGGUGAACACCCACCGCGACAGACCCGAGGAGGUGAGGAGGGGUCCCGGGACCCUCAUCCGGAGGAACAGUGUGACGCCCCUCACCAGCCCCGAGUCCAACAUCAACAUCAAGAAGCCGCGUAUUGAGGACCUAGAGGAGAACCCCAUGGGGGCUUUGAGCCACCCAUCCUCCUCUUCCUCUUCCUCUUCCUCGCUCGGCCACUGCAGCCCCGCCCACCUCCCCCUCACCCUGGCAGGACAGCAGUGGCGUGGCAAAGUCUGCCUAACCUGAAGAGGAAAUCCACAGACUGUCACGAAGCUCUGCAGCAGUACCAAUGAGAACUCUCUGUCGUGUCACAUGACCCCGAGGAUCCAGGAAGUGGAUCUUGGACGAAGACUCAGACAUGGAGGUUUAUUUGACGGGUUUGGGGGACGAGUUUAAAUUUAAACAGAUGUAUUCUCUACGCAUAAUAUAUGGAUCCUGUUCCAGAAGGAUCCGUCUUUAGCAAGCGUUCUUCAGAGAGCCGGGCGGUUUCUGAUGUUAUUCUGAUAAAUUUGUGAUUUAUCCGAAUAUUAGAAUCCGAAUAUAUUUCUGAUGAAUAUUGCAUAACAUGCUGUAGAAGUGAGGAGUUUAAUUGGUGGAUUCCCAUCCUAUGGGAGGUCUGCUCGUUUGCUCCUCCCAUUAACGGUGUUUUAGUUUAAAACAGAGCUGCUUGCAUGUCUUUGCAAGUGCUUUCUCCAGAGAUCUUGGUCAUACCCAUUUUUGUGUCUUCUAAUGAUGGUUACUGUCAGAAUCACUCUCUUUAGCUGCUCAUUUGCUACAGAAUCAACGAUUAAUUUGCACAGCGUUGGGGAUUGUCUGUUUGUGUGUUUUUUUUAUACUUGCCAAUUUGUCAUUUACGUUUUGAGUGUGUGCGUGUGGGAGGCACACGCAGAUUUGUGUGGAACCUUGUAAAGUUUUUGUCCUUAGAGUGCCUAUUAUUAAUAUUAUUAUUAUUAUUAUUAUUAUACUACUUGUAUUUAUGUUAUUAUUAUUAUCAUCUGGUUGUUCAUGCGAACAAAUACAUGCUGUUAAUCUUUUCUACGAGUUAACUGGAUCAUUUCAAUACAUUUCUUUAGUCGGUUUGAACGCGUAAAACGCGAUCCAAAACCACAACUUGGACAUAGAAUACUUUUUAUCACUUUGUUUUUUCAUACUGUUUAUUUUUUCCCCGCGACGCACAACAAAUGUAAAACUUUCUAUUUUUGUUACGACAAUAUGUUUUCUUAAGCACUUAUUGUUUGUAAAAAAAAAGAAGAA